AUGUCCAGAGAAAGGGAGAGAUUAGAUGAGAUAGCAAAGAAGUUGAAAACAGAAUUCGAUGCAUCGUCACAGAUGGGAAGGAGAAACAUGUUAGGUCCUCCAGGAACCUUGAAUACCAUUACUCCAUGUGCCGCUUGUAAGCUGCUCAGACGAAGAUGUGCGGAAGAAUGCCCUUUUUCUCCUUAUUUUUCCCCACAUGAACCCCAGAAAUUUGCUGCUGUUCACAAAGUUUUUGGUGCUAGCAACGUUUCCAAGAUGCUCACGGAGGUCCCUGAGAAUCAAAGAGUUGAUGCUGCAAAUAGUUUGGUAUACGAAGCAAACGUGAGACUAAGAGAUCCAGUAUACGGAUGCAUGGGGGCAAUUUCAGCAUUGCAACAACAGGUUCAAUCUUUACAGGGCGAACUUCAUGCAGUUAGGAAUGAGAUACUGAGAUAUAAAUAUAGAGAGGCUGCAAAUAAUAUCAUAGCAUCUACUCAUGCUGCUUUGGUCUCCUCUGGAAAUCAUGUAUCUGUUGCUAUGAUGCCACAAGCUCCGGCUACUCCAACUCCCACCCCCGCUCCCGCUCCUUCUACUCCCACACCAGCUCCCGCACCACCUCCUCCACCACCGGCCCAACCUUCUGCUUCUCUUGUUGUUGUUUCCACCACUUCUUCUGCUCCUUCAGCUCCAUCUUUGUACACCCCACCUUCUAGCACAGCUAGUUUUAGCCCUAUCACAAACAAUAAUAUACCCUUUUUCGAUUAA
Messenger RNA from Coffea eugenioides, 744 nucleotides. Its product is annotated as LOB domain-containing protein 15. The record is from RefSeq and is a predicted model, not a curated record. Lineage: Eukaryota; Viridiplantae; Streptophyta; Magnoliopsida; Gentianales; Rubiaceae. The coding region runs from base 1 to 744 and encodes 247 amino acids. The transcript is spliced from 3 exons.